GCAGUGCCGCCGCGAUAGCUUCACAAUUACAGGUAAACCACACUUUACAUACUGCAUAUUGCAUACUGUACAAUUGAACCGAUUGAAUACUUGAUCUGCGUACCAGCCCAGAAUCAUGCCACCUAAACCCUUCAAUCCCCCACGUCCCUCCACGAAAGCAGGUCCAUCCAAACCCCGCGGACGUCCAAAAGGCUCAGCAUCAACCUCCACAUCCGCCUCCACCUCCAAAGCAAAAUCCAUCCCAAAAGACAAAGCCCCCGCCUCCAAGAAACCCCGCAUCUCGAAGACUCCGACUCCGCAAGCAGAAGACUCGGAAAUGGAUGUUGAUGUAGAAGAAGAAGGAGAAGAAAGCGAUGAUCCGUUCGCCUCACAGCCUAUUGUUACAUCUAAAUCUACAACCAAAUCCAAAUCAAAAGCCUCUAGCACUACAUCUAAGCCUUCAAACUCAGCCUCGAAAUCAAACACAAAAGCAAACAACAACGAUAAUGAUAAUAGCGAUCCACAAUCCUAUGAUUCAGAACUAGAAAUACUAUCUCCCGAUCAAACCACCUCCACCUCCACCUCCACUUCCAAAUCCAAAUUCAAUCCUACAUCUAGCCGCACACAACCGCCUAAUCAACAAUCUCCCGAAGAAGCAGAAGAUUCAGAAGACUCCGAUACCCGCGCAACUAUCCCUCCGGAUCUCCUCUCCAAAAUCAUUCACGAAUUAUUUGCAGAGCAGAAUUCGCGGAUUUCAAAAGAGGCGAAUAAGGCGGUGGGGAAAUAUAUGGAUGUAUUUGUGAGAGAGGCUGUUACGAGGAUUUGGGAUGCGGAUGGAAGGAAAGGGGGAUUUUGGGAGGUAGUUUUUUUUCGUGUUUCGUAUUUGAUCUUUGAUAUUCGUUAUCCGGGGAAAUUGAGUGCAUUGAAAUGGAGUAGCUAACUUUGUAUUUUGUGAUUUAGGUGGAAGAUUUAGAGAAAAUGGCACCGCAGUUAUUAUUGGAUUUUUGAGAGAGUAAGGGCGGUCAUAAUUGGGAAGGAAGACUUUUACAUGGUGCAAUGGUGUUUUAAGCUUUCGCAGACACUGUUAUAUCAAAAGAGAGAAUACUCACGAGGAGAGUGGUAAUGGGUACUAUUUGGUGUUACCGGGGAUAUACGGAGGGGUUAGUGGACAUUACUUUGAACACAGAGCUACCAUAAUGAUAUCAUUAUA
Molecule: messenger RNA, 1189 nt
Organism: Sclerotinia trifoliorum
Lineage: Eukaryota; Fungi; Ascomycota; Leotiomycetes; Helotiales; Sclerotiniaceae
Source: the annotation of a GenBank genome assembly